Molecule: messenger RNA, 2698 nt
Organism: Acinonyx jubatus (cheetah)
Lineage: Eukaryota; Metazoa; Chordata; Mammalia; Carnivora; Felidae
Gene: CSNK2A1
Product: casein kinase 2 alpha 1
Exons: 13
Coding region: 249-1424 (391 amino acids)
Biological process (GO): protein phosphorylation
Cellular component (GO): cytosol; protein kinase CK2 complex; nucleus
Molecular function (GO): protein serine/threonine kinase activity; ATP binding
Source: RefSeq, a predicted model, not a curated record
CUUCCGGCAGCGGCGGCUGCAGCCUCGCUCUGGUCCCUGCGGCUGGCGGCCGAGCCGUGUGUCUCCUCCUCCGCCGCCGCCAUAUUGUCUGUGUGAGGAGAGGGGAGAGCGGCCGCCGCCGCUGCCGCUUCCACCACAGUUUGAAGAAAACAGGUCUGAAACAAGGUCAUACCCCCAGCUGCUUCUGAACACAUUGACUGCCAGAUCUCCAAACAUCAAGUCCACCUUCAUUCGCCAACCUGUCUGACAUGUCGGGACCCGUGCCAAGCAGGGCCAGAGUUUACACAGAUGUUAAUACGCACAGACCCCGAGAGUACUGGGAUUAUGAGUCACAUGUGGUGGAGUGGGGUAAUCAAGAUGACUACCAACUCGUUCGAAAAUUAGGCCGGGGUAAAUACAGUGAAGUAUUUGAAGCCAUCAACAUCACAAAUAAUGAAAAAGUUGUUGUUAAAAUUCUCAAGCCAGUAAAGAAGAAGAAAAUCAAGCGUGAAAUAAAGAUUUUGGAGAAUUUACGAGGCGGUCCCAAUAUCAUCACACUGGCAGACAUUGUAAAAGACCCUGUGUCACGAACCCCUGCCUUGGUUUUUGAACACGUAAACAACACAGACUUCAAGCAAUUGUACCAGACGUUAACAGACUAUGAUAUUCGAUUUUACAUGUAUGAGAUUCUGAAGGCCCUGGAUUAUUGUCACAGCAUGGGAAUUAUGCACAGAGAUGUGAAGCCCCAUAAUGUCAUGAUUGAUCACGAGCACAGAAAGCUACGACUAAUAGACUGGGGUUUGGCUGAGUUUUACCAUCCUGGCCAAGAAUACAAUGUCAGAGUUGCUUCCCGAUACUUCAAAGGUCCUGAGCUACUUGUAGACUAUCAGAUGUAUGAUUAUAGUUUGGAUAUGUGGAGCUUGGGUUGUAUGCUGGCAAGUAUGAUCUUCCGGAAGGAGCCAUUUUUCCAUGGACAUGACAAUUAUGAUCAGUUGGUGAGGAUAGCCAAGGUUCUGGGGACAGAAGAUUUAUAUGACUAUAUUGACAAAUACAACAUUGAAUUAGAUCCACGUUUCAAUGAUAUCUUGGGCAGACACUCCCGUAAGCGAUGGGAACGCUUUGUCCACAGUGAAAACCAGCACCUUGUCAGCCCCGAGGCCUUGGAUUUCUUGGACAAGCUGCUGCGAUAUGACCACCAGUCACGGCUUACCGCAAGAGAGGCCAUGGAGCACCCCUAUUUCUAUACUGUUGUGAAGGACCAGGCUCGAAUGGGCUCAUCUAGCAUGCCGGGGGGCAGUACGCCUGUCAGCAGCGCCAAUAUGAUGUCAGGGAUUUCUUCAGUGCCAACCCCUUCACCCCUUGGACCUCUGGCAGGCUCACCAGUGAUUGCUGCUGCCAACCCCCUUGGGAUGCCUGUUCCAGCUGCCGCUGGCGCUCAGCAGUAACGGCCCCUUCUGUCUCCUGAUGCCUAAGCAGAGGUGGGGGAGUCGACGCUCUCCUUGAUGCAGCUUGCGCCUGGCGGGGAGGGGUGAAAUACUUCAGAAGCACCGUGUCUGAACCGUUGCUUGUGGAUUUAUAGUAGUUCAGUCAUAAAAAAAAAAAAAUUAUAAUAGGCUGAUUUUCUUUUUUUUUCUUUUUUUUUUUCCUUUUCUUUUUUUUUUUUAACUCGAACUUUUCAUAACUCAGGGGAUUCCCUGAAAAAUUACCUGCAGGUGGAAUAUUUCACGGACAAAAUUUUUCCCCCCUUUUAAAUUUAAUUUCUCAUCACUAAAGGACAAAGAUGAACCAGCCUCAAUCCCGGCUGCUGCAUUUGGGUGGAGAUCUCUUCCCAUGUCCAUCAUUGCUCCCCCACCAUCCCACACUUUGGGGGAUUUAUAUCUCAUGCUCUUCUCCAGAGAUUAUAAAAAUGUAGCUUCUUCAAGGGAGGUGGGAAGGAAGAAGGAAGGGAGGACCCAACCUACAAGAGCGUUGUGCUGCUGGUCACUUUUAUCACUUUACUCCAAGUGCUUCAGUGGGGCUGUCAUGGUGAAUCUAGUGGAAAUAUGUCUUAGUUUCAUUGAGAUGCUGAAUAUCACCUACCCAAAGUGCAAAUAGGUCCUGAAAACUUCAAUCUGAAUCAUGUCUUAUUAACCGAGCCCUAAAUGCAACUCACUUAGACUUCUAGUUUCAGUUUAGUUUAAAAUGUUAAUACCUUCCCUCCCAGUCUCCUUACCUUGGUCCUCUCCGCCUUCAUCUCCCCACGUGCUCUGUAGCUGGUGGGAGGGGGAGGCAAAAUCUUUUCCAGUUUUCUUUGACUUGGCCAUUUUGAAUUCAGUUAGUUACUGGGCUUAACUUACUGCUUUUUGCAAAAGAAACAAACAUUGUCUGUAUAGGUUUCAUGCUAGCAGCUCUUUCAGAGCUAAUGGAAGAUGUGGCCACACGGAGUUUCAUUUUAAGCUUCCUGCCUUCUUUUCUUCCUUUCUUCCCCUUCCUUCACAUGCCAUCCAGUGAGAAGACCUGCCCCCCAGUCUUGUAAAUGUAUCUGAGAGGUAGGAGCAGAGCCACUAUCUCCAGUGAAACUGAAAUGGUAGACCUGUGAUUGUGGGAAAACUGUACACUCUCUUGUUACAGCCCUGCCGCCCCUUGCUGUGUGUGUGUGUAUAAUACUUUGUCCUUCACAUGUGAAAGGCCCAGUGUUGGAAUUCUUUGGUGUAAAUAAACGUUUGGUUUUAUUUAUCAA